AGGAGCUGCCGAUACGAAGGCCUGGGUGGGGAGAAAUCUCAAGCCACCUGUGACUGUGUGACAUCAAGAUCAAGAUCAAGACUAUAAACAAAACGGGGAGCGGGAGCCGCGAGGUGACCAUCAGCAUCAAGGGAGCCAUGAGUCAGCUGAGUGAGAGUCAGCGGCUCAGAGCUGAACAGAACCGAUUGAAGGCACUGCAGAUAAGACAGCAGAAAAUGGCAGCCUUGGAGGGAUCUAAUAAGUCUCAAGGUGCCCCACAGACUGCUGCAGACCCAUCACAGCUUUCAAAAGGACCUCCACAGAUUACUGCAACAGCUCCAAAGACUAUUGCAGUGUCCCUUCCAGCUUGUGGAGGAGCAACAAAGUUUUACCCCAAACAGGGCAGCUCUGUAUCAGGAACUAGUAACUUAACCACAGGGGGAACCAUAAGUAAUGUUCAUGGUACCUCCCAGGCCACACUCAGGGCACAUGAGUCUGCAGCAGCCACUACUAGGAUUGAGGCAGGAACAAAAACUCAGGAUACAAGCCCUUCCAGCCUUCCUCCCAAUGUAAAGAGACAAAUAGAGGAGAAGAAGAGAAAGGCACAAGAGUUACGGGAGUACCUCAAGAAGAUGAGAGGAGAGAAAGGUGCAUGCGUUCCCCCUAUCCCUUCAGCCUCCACUAACACCCCACCUGCCAGAAACCACCUCCAGACCACCACCCAAGUCUCUUCAGCAUCCAUGGGCACCCCAGCAGCCAGAAACUCUCUCCAGACCAGUAGUCAGGAGUGCCAACCCUCCACUAGUGUGCCUAAGAGUACAACACAGCCUUCAGCCCCAAAACCAUCAAGAAUUGUGACGGUAUCCUUUGAGUUGAGCUCUGCCACAACCUUUCGGGCCACCACUACGGAGUACCAUGCGACCACCAUCCAGAUAUUCAAAACGGUGCCUUCACGUGUCUAUGACUGUAACAUUCGCACCUGGAGCUUCAACAUCAAGGACCACAAAAGUCUGGUCGCUUCCUUGCGCCCACUGCACCCUGAGGUUGUGGUGGUGCCUCUGCCUGAUUUUGUGCUAAAGGCAUUAGAGGCAUCUGCAAAGAAGGUGCCAGCAGACUGCAUUGACCUCAUGGGGCUGGAUGCAAGGCUGUUGGAUGCACUCAUGCCCUUCCAGGCCGAGGGUGUUAAGUUUGGCAUCAGUCUCGGCGGGCGGGUGAUGCUGGCGGAUGAGAUGGGCCUCGGCAAGACCAUUCAAGCACUGGCCAUCGCCUGUCACUACCAGCCCGAUUGGCCAGUACUGGUGGUGACGCCCUCCUCCAUGCGGUACUCGUGGGAGGAGAGCAUCCUUAGGUGGGUCAGCUUCCUCGGUCACCAGGACAUAUGUGUGAUGACUCCAGGGAACAAUAACUACGAGGAAGCUCAGGUGGUGGUGGUGAGCUAUGACCUGCUCUCCCGCAAGGCAGACACUCUCCGCCACCACAACUUUGGCAUUGCAAUCUUUGAUGAAUCUCACAUGAUCAAGAACUUUAAAUCAGCACGCUACAAGGCGGCAGCACCCAUCAUGAAGAAAGUGAAGAGACUGAUCAUGCUGAGUGGCACCCCAGCCCUUUCCAGACCCAUGGAGCUGUACACACAGAUCAGCAGCAUCAACCCUUCUCUCUUUCCCUAUUUCAAGGAGUAUGGUUUGCGCUACUGUGAAGGAAAACAGGACCCUUGGGGCUGGUCGUUCAAAGGCAGUAGCAACACAGAGGAACUCCAGAUAGUCCUGCGCUCCUGUGUUUGGAUAAGAAGGCUCAAAACUGAAGUCCUCUCUCAGCUUCCUUCAAAACAAAGAAUGACUGUAAUUCUGAAUGCUGAGUUGGUCAAGAUUAAUAAGAGAAACCCCAAUAACCUGUCUGUUAAAAGCUUGUCAUCACUACAAGAGAUUGAUCACUUCCAGCUCUUUACCAGGACAGCUGACGCAAAGAUUGCAGCAGUGAAAGAGUACAUAAAGGAAGUGUUGGAGUCAGGCAGAAAGUUCCUUGUGUUUGGUCACCACAGGUCGAUGUUAGACAGUCUCAGUACCCUGUGCCAGGAGACCAAGACCAACUACAUCCGGAUUGAUGGAAGGACAUCAUCAGAGGAGAGGAUGGCCAAUGUCACAAAAUUCCAGAACAGAGAUGAUGUACAGGUGGCAGUCUUGUCCAUCACCGCAGCCAAUACUGGUAUUACCCUCACUGCUGCCCAGCUUGUCAUAUUUGCAGAGCUUUACUGGAACCCUGGGAUCCUAGUGCAGGCGGAGGACAGGGUACACCGCAUAGGUCAGAAGGACAGUGUGGUGGUGCAAUACUUGGUGGCCAGGAACACAGCCGACGACCACAUCUGGCCGCUGAUACAGGACAAACUGGAAGUGCUCGGCAAAGUGGGGCUGUCUGAUGACAAGCUUGACAUGGCAGAGAUGUCCUAUCAGAAGGGUGCUGGCACAAAAGACAUCCGAGACUACAUGGAAUGGAAUGAAGACAGUAAUGACAGUAAAAACGAAUCUCCAAAGAAGCAUCCUGGAAGUAAAUCAGACAUCAGGAGUUUCAUGAAGCCACAGAACUAGAAGUGUGUAUAAAGUGAUGCCAAUGUUAGUGCCUUCAUGGGGGUUACCUGCCAACAAGGCAUGCUGCAUGUACAUGUUGAACCAAUUAUUUUUGUAUAAUUAUUAAGUUUAAGGAGGUCAUCUAUUACAUAGAUACGUACUACUUUUCAUUUUGAUUGGAUAAAUUACUCAGUUAUUAGAACCAUAAUUUUGGGGGUCAUCUAAGUGAGAUCAGCCUUUACACAGUAUAUAUCAGGGCUGCUUAACUGUUGUGAGCAAAGACCCAGUUAGACCACUUCAGAUGUAUGCAGAUGUUCAGAUGAAUAUUGUAGCUGGAGCCCAGGCUCCAGGAGUAGAGAAAUAUAAUUCUUACAAGUGUAUUUCCUCGACUGACUGUAGGGCCUACAGUCAGUCAAGGAAAUAUGCUUGCAAGAAUCCAUUGCCAAGACUUGCAUGUUAUUUGAUUAUACUUUUCUACUCCUGGAGUCUGGGGUCCAGCUACAACACUCAGAAGGUCCGGAUUUGAAGUGCAAGCCACCAGUUGAGUAGGCCUGGUAUAUAUGACAAUAAAGAUUGGAAGCUGUGAGCGUAUGUUCAGUUUGCGGCAUUUAUAUCAUAAAAUAUCUUUGUUUAUUGUCAAAACUCUAAGGAUUUUUGGAACUUGUAAUGUGGAGGCUCUAAACAGCAGCUGUGAUUAUUUAAAACCUAAAUUGGCUUGGGUAGUGCUGCAAGGAGAGGCAGCAGUAAUUUUUCUCCAGGGCCUGGUUGUGGUGACUCCCUAGGAAGGUUGGUGACUGGUUCAAAUGUGUCUUUUGUAGGACAUCCAGUACCAGCUCAAACUUACAAUUUGACAGGGUCCAUCAACUCCUUGAGAAAAAUAUUGUGUCAUAGUAGUACAGUAAAACCCCAGCUAUCCAGCAACCACAGGUAUCCAGAGGUACUGGAUGAGCAGAAUUUCAGAUAUUUGGGUUACAGUAAAAGUCCAAUAAUUUAAAUGGCAGUGGACCAAAGGUCAUUCAGACCCUGGAAUUGUUUGGAUUAUUGGGAUGGACCCCUGAAAACAUGGAAUAUAUUUACAUAAUCAGAAUGAAAAUACAUGACAUCUUUUGACCAUUAAUGUGUAAAAGUGAUGAACAGCAGUUUUAGGAAGCUUCAUCCAUAUAAAGAGCAUUUCCAGAGGUAAUAGAGGUACAAAAAAAUAAAUCAGGUUCAUAAAAACAGCCAGCAACAAGAUGGUUGUCAUUGGUAAGGCAAACCCCUCGGACAGUCAUGGAGUCAAGUCGAGGCUGCCAGAGUCUGUAUUUUUACUUAAUCUAUUCACUUUUCA
This is a messenger RNA of Eriocheir sinensis (Chinese mitten crab), 3867 nucleotides long. RefSeq names its product SWI/SNF-related matrix-associated actin-dependent regulator of chromatin subfamily A-like protein 1 (gene Marcal1). Gene Ontology annotation, molecular function: ATP-dependent chromatin remodeler activity; ATP binding. Bases 138 to 2561 code for a protein of 807 amino acids. Lineage: Eukaryota; Metazoa; Arthropoda; Malacostraca; Decapoda; Varunidae. Gene Ontology annotation, cellular component: nuclear replication fork. The record is from RefSeq and is a predicted model, not a curated record. Gene Ontology annotation, biological process: replication fork processing; DNA repair. The transcript is spliced from 15 exons.